AUGCAGAACGCAGUGCCGUCCAACAUGAACAUGGAAAAACGGAUUGACCAUUUGAAGUCAUUCUCUAGCAACAUCGCGGGGAUGGUCUACGAGUUGAAAGACUUGAUAAAAAUUCACGAAAUUUUAAUUUAUAAGGAAAAACUCAGGAGCACCAAAAAGGAGCAGCUCCAGAAGCACGAGGAUGAUCUCAUGGCCCUCAAGCUGGACCUCGAAUCCAUCAAAAAGGAAAAUGAAGAUAUGGAUGGACAGCUGAGAAAAAUAGAGAUGAAAAAAGAUAUCGACGAAAUGAAGAACAAAUGCAGCAAAUCUCUAAAUCAGAAGCCUCUCCUUGAUCACAACCUUUCGAAACUAGCAAAGCAGAAGCAGGGAAGUGGGGCGCAGGUCUCCACGAACAGAGCGAAUAGGUUAAGUGAGCAUCCAGUCAAAGUGCGGAAGGAAAACACAAAAGGAGUGAUCGAAGAAUCCGGGAAAGAGCGUACUACCGCGUCGCAUAGAGGAUUACGAUACGAGCCGAACAGCGAAGCAAACCGUGUGUUAGAAGGAUUGUGUAAUUAA
Messenger RNA from Plasmodium knowlesi strain H, 555 nucleotides. RefSeq names its product conserved Plasmodium protein, unknown function. The record is from RefSeq and is a predicted model, not a curated record. The transcript is spliced from 5 exons. The coding region runs from base 1 to 555 and encodes 184 amino acids. Lineage: Eukaryota; Apicomplexa; Aconoidasida; Haemosporida; Plasmodiidae.